CAAUUAAUCAUUGGCGAACUUCUCCUUUAAAACCCGCAAAGUGACGUCAGAUUUUUUUUUACGGGAGCAAGCCCGAGCUCGCCAGCAAGAUGAGUAGGUAACGGAUCCAUCCAGAGGGAAUGAUGACAAUCAUAAUGUCCACGGCUUUUUGUCGCGGCACCCACGUCUUUGUAUCAUGAUAAACGCAGGGCCCGUCACCCGUGUGAUGCCCUCAUCGGCUCGGAGCGGGUGCUGGAUCGCGUGGUGCCAGGUUAUCCUUUUCGGGGUUUCUGGGAUGGUGAUCCUGGCGGAAAGAACCGCGCUAAUAUACUGUGUAGGAUUCUACUUAUGGAAUGAGGAGACACAGUGGGCCGGCUUGACCCUUGCCCUACUGUUGCCCGGGAUACCAGUCCAGGUGUUGAGCCUCAGGUGGUACAGUGAUGAUGGGGAAGACUAUCAUUGGUUCCUGAACAUUACGCACAUCUUGCAGUUGGGAAUAUUCCAGAGGCUCUGGGACUGCAUGAUGUCGGUAUGGAACAUGCAGGGUACCUCAGAGGAGCUCGGGGCAGCUGUGAUGCAGCAGGCCGACGUGUCCGCCCUCCGCCUGUUGGAGGCCCUGGUCCUCACCCUCCCCCAGACCCUCCUGCAGACCUACAUCCUGGCCGUCACCGACGUGGAACUGGACUCCCCAGUGGCGGCUUGUGCCGGGCUUUGCCUGCUGUCCCUGUCCUGGGCUCUGGUUCUGUUCAGCCGGGCAUGCUGCCUGAUCCGCCCGGGUCACCUGGCCAUGCCGCCGGCUGCCCUCAUGUGCCAGCUGCUCUGGAGGGCGGGCAUGCUGGGUGCCCGUGUGGUCAGCCUCAUGUCCUUUGCCCGCUACUUCCACUGGUGGACCUGUGGCGUGGCAGGCUUCCACUGGCUCACAGCGUCCUUCUGGCUGGUUGCCCAGCAACCCGACAUCUGCACUGGCCCGUGGCGCUGGCGCCUGUUUAACGCUGCAGUGGGAUUGGUCCACAUCUUCCUCUUCCUUAACGUCAAGGACAGCCCUUCCCGCUACCGCAUGGCUGGCUUCUAUGUGGCCAUGUUGCUGGAGAAUGCCGCCCUUCUAGUAGUAGCAUCUGACUUCCUCAGUGAGAAAUCCUGGGGUAGCAUCACACUCCCUUCAGCGGUGCUGUUCAGCUUUCUGUUUGGCACCAUCUCGCUGGUGGUGUACUAUCGCUUCCUCCACCCGAAGUCCACAGAGAUCGCCCAGGGCCAGGGGCUACGUCGCCGUAGCCACCCCAUGGGCUCCACCUGCCUGGAGGGUCUGGAGGUGGGCGAGUCCUCCUACUCCCUGGGUGGAGGCGGCGGUGACAAGAGCAUCCGCCAGGCCGCCCCCUCCUCCCUGCACAACCACGGUAGCUUCUCCCUUUCCGGCGUGGCCGGCUCCCUCCUGGAGCACCCUGGGAGUUGCGGUCCCAGGCUGGGUAACCCGUGCCCGUGCCGCCACCACCACUGGCUCUUGAUCCGCUUGGCGCUGAAGACGGGCGACGUGGGUAAGAUCAACCGGGCCUACGGUGCCGGCGGAGUUGCGGCCAUUCUGGACGAGUCCUAUUGUAACUCGGAGGCCAAGAGUACCAAUGGCGGUGGUGGUGGGGAGACCACGGCGUGCGGCGGGAGCUGCGACAUGAUCUCCGGGACCUCCGGGGCCUCAGUCACCCGGUCGCACGGGACGAAGGGGGGCCUGGCGCCUCUCUCCGACUGCAAGGAGGAGUUCCAGAGCGUGAGCGAGGAGGCGACGUCUGCGGCGACGCCCGCCGAGGAGGGGAGCGGGGAGGAGAGUGGCGACAGCCUGGAGGGCAUGGAGAGCCCGCUGGAGUCGCCGGUGUCCGACUCCUUCAAGCGUAGCUCGCCCGAGGGCAAAUCGGUGUUCGGGGACAGCCCCGAACCCUACUUCUGCCCCAGCACCACCCUCUCCAGCUCCACGCUGUACUUCAGUGCCGACCCGCAGUCCCCCAGCAGCACCAGCAACCCCCGGCUGGACCGGGCCAGCCCACCAAUGGGCACGGCGGGGCUCAGCUCCAUCCCCAGUGACCCUGCGCUGCACAGGGCCGUUCGCGGACUGCAGAGGGGUCAGAUGGGGCCGCGCUUCACCUCCACACCCAAACUGGACUCCGUGUCCCCGGGGGACUCGCCGCCCAGCGUCCCGCACCUGAGCGGGCCCCGGAGGCAGCUCAUACGGUCGCGCCGAGACCACGACGACGGAUUUUAGCAACGGGGAAAUGGGAAGAAGAGAGGGACAGAUUUGGUUAUGCUUUCUCCGCGCUGACUUCUAAACUCAGCGCCAGCUCAAAGCUCGGUCAUUUAGAUUACAGUGGUGGUCAGCUCCAGGAUCGGGGGAACUCCCAAGAGCCAACCGAGUUGUUUAAGUUGACAGGUUGAGUCGGGCGUACUCGUCCGGGGGGCACAGUAUAAACGUGCACUGUUGAGGGUGCCCGAGGGCCUGGAGUUGGGAAGCACUGAUUUAGAAGCACAAGCGUCUUAUGUAAUAUAUACAUCCUAUAUAGGUGCCCUGUUAACUAUUCUUGCAGAUCAUUCCAAGUACUGAGCACAUUCUCCUGACGAUCGGCAGACACUGGCAAACAAUGAAACAAAUUGGUACUUACUUUUCAUAAAAUGAACAUUUACCCAGUUUAAUCCAACGCUACCUCCUAAUCAACCAAACCUAAUGCAAUAAAAAAGUAAUAACAUACAUGUGACAUAUACAACGUGUGCUUUAAAACAAUAUGUAUUAUUUUUUCACGAUAGCCAAUAGCGAUCAAACACUGGGAAGAUGGGACUUUGACUAAAGUGAAGAGGACAUCCUGUCUGCCACAUCAUGCUCGCUUUGUAUCUGAACUUAAUAUUGACUAGCGUGUAGAGGUGCUGUACUGGCCUGAUACAAAGCAGCAUCAGUAUCUGCUGUGCUCCUCAAAUCACCUGGGGUGUUUUUGUUAACCCCUGGAAACCAUACUUGCCCCCACCCAAUCCCCAAACUAGAUUUUUAUGUUACUGUGUGCAAACGUCACAGGUGAACAUGUAAAAGUAUUUUCCAACAGUCACCAACAGUUUUCAAGAAACCACUCGAAAAAUACUGAUGGCGAAACCGGAUCAGUGUCGCGCGUUCAUGUGACGCCAUUUGCCUUUUGCAAAGUUGUUCAUAUUAAUUAAUGUAUUUGUUGUCAAGAGCUAAAACUGAUAAUAUUUUUUAAGGUACGUUAUGUUGCUACAAUCAUGUUUUUUAUUGUUUGUCUCGAAGACAUGUUGAACAUGUUUUUUGAAUUAUAUCCAGAUUUUGCAUUGUACUGUCUCAGGAGCGUGGUUGUAUUUUGAACUAUUUCAGCACCUCAAAUGUGAAGAAAAAAAAGGAUAUCCAAGGCAUAUUUUGUGACAAUGUUUUGCCGUGACAAUGUUUUUUUAAUCUCUGUUUAGGAAAUUGUAUUAUUGACUAAAUGUUGUAAAGGACCCCAGAAUAAGAUCCACUGACAACACAGACGAGACCGUUAAAUUCUGAAUGGUUUUCAUAGUUUUCAACCUCUCAGGUACUUGCCUAUGAGAUAUUGUUCCGUAGGUCAAGACCAUUGGUGGCUUAAUGUCAAACAAGCAAUAAAGGAUAUAUUGGGUGGACUUCAAA
Messenger RNA from Esox lucius (northern pike), 3628 nucleotides. RefSeq names its product XK related 5a (gene xkr5a). Lineage: Eukaryota; Metazoa; Chordata; Actinopteri; Esociformes; Esocidae. Bases 176 to 2227 code for a protein of 683 amino acids. The record is from RefSeq and is a predicted model, not a curated record. Gene Ontology annotation, cellular component: plasma membrane. Gene Ontology annotation, biological process: apoptotic process involved in development; engulfment of apoptotic cell; phosphatidylserine exposure on apoptotic cell surface. The transcript has 7 exons.